Messenger RNA from Centruroides sculpturatus (bark scorpion), 1825 nucleotides. RefSeq lists its product as uncharacterized. The coding region runs from base 329 to 1606 and encodes 425 amino acids. NCBI's taxonomy places the organism in Eukaryota, Metazoa, Arthropoda, Arachnida, Scorpiones, Buthidae. The record is from RefSeq and is a predicted model, not a curated record. The transcript has 5 exons.
AUCCUAUCGUUUUGCUCAGAAGAACGGCGCGGCUAGGCGCGCCGACUUGUCAGAGGUGAAGGAGAGCGGCAGAACAUACUCUAACACUUUCUGUUGGAGCUAUAUCGUCUUCACUACUUUGAUUAAACGUUUUCUCUAGUGGAUCAUUUUAUUGUUAGUUUUGUGAAGAGUGAGCUUUGUUUCGUCGCAGUUUACCUCGAUUACAUAUCCGUGACAUGACAGACAAGUGAGAGCCUGUAUGUAAGAGGAUUGCCCAGGCUGCACGUUGGCAACAUGAUUGUUAUUUCCUUCACGAAUUUCUAAAACCUUGAAGUUUUGAGGUUUGGCUAUGGAAUCGGAAGCGAGUUUACUAGUAGAUCCAAGUCCAUAUUGGGAUAGCGAAGAAGCAGAUUAUAAAUGCGAUUGUCCUGGACCUCCUCCACCUCCACAAUUUCGCCUUCCACCUCCUCCCGCUCCUCCAACUUCUAGACAAUGCCAAGGAGGCUACGAUUCCGACUUGCCUUAUUGCCAUAUCGACUUGGUCGAAGCUGAAUAUAGUCAGACACCAUUUCCUUCGCUUCCAGUCAUCGCAGUUUGCUCUUCCAUCAUAGCAGUAGCACUUCUGGUCGCCAUAUACGUUUUAUGGAGGCAUAAGAAGAAAGUCCAGAACUUCUUGCCAUGUAAUCACAAGCCGAAAGACCGUUGUGACCUCUCGGGGUCGAAUGGGGUCACGUAUGAUGAUGUCCUUAUACAUCAUCAUCCUACCCGUUUACCACCUCACGGAGGACCAGAAAUGCAAUCAGCAACUCCAUUCGAGCUAUUCGAUUUGAAGUACGAUAGCUACAAUUCUCAAAUGACACCUCUCAGACAAGGUGAUUUUCCGUAUCCUUUACAAGAAGUGACGUGCGGUCGAAACAAGAAAACGAAGGAUCACUUUAAUCCAAUAUACGAGGAAGUUUCUGGUGGUUCGGACGAACGAGCAGAUACGCAUAGCUACAAUUCCGACAUGGAAGAUAGUGAAGUCGAAAGAAGGACUACGGAUAGCGAAGAUGAUUUUGCUGAAGAUGAAUUGAGUUUGGCUAGAGAAGAAGGUAGCAGGCCGUGUUCCGGUACUAGUAGUGUCAGAGGUUCUACUGGUGGUGAUCUUUGCAAAGACGUAGGAUCGAGCGAUGGAGAGGGAGUAAGCAGCGAAGAAGAAGAACGAAGAGGACUAUUCAAAGUUCAAGAUAGUUCUGUUUCGGCUCAGGAUUAUCAAGAUCGAAGCGAAGAUAGUCAAGCGGGUGAAGAUCUUAUAUUGGGACAGAAAAGUACAAGAAGGAAAGGUUCCGAUAGUUCUUAUAGGGAGUUAGCGACGAACGAAGAAAAGUCUCCCUUUCAGAGUCCUACUUCGUUAUGGUAUGGAGCUUACCAAGAUGCUUACGAUCCAGAAAAUUGGCCUAGAGAAAAACCCGUUAUGAUGGGAGUACCGCAGUCAGAAACUAAAAAUCGCGAAAGGUCGACUCCUCAAUUUUCUACUUUUCAUCCAGUCAAUAAAACGCCAGAAGCUGAGAAUAUAUAUUGCACUAUCGACGAUGACGAUGAUGCGAAUGCCAAAAGAACUACCACCGAUCCUCCAGCCUGUACAUGAUCUCCAAACGUUUGAAACGGACCCUUCAAAUUACCAAAGCUGAAUGUCUGAAGUUAGCCAAUCGACAUCAUCCGGUCCGCAUAUUCCAGGCUGGGUCGGUAACUCUUCCCUAUUAAUCCGUGUGUUGAAGAUUUCAGAGCCGACACGAGCUGGCAAGUGAUACGCCACAGUAUCCAUAGAAAUAUCAACACAUAAUAUUUUAAAAAAGGAAGUGUUUAG